Messenger RNA from Guillardia theta CCMP2712, 1455 nucleotides. RefSeq lists its product as hypothetical. The transcript is spliced from 3 exons. NCBI's taxonomy places the organism in Eukaryota, Cryptophyceae, Pyrenomonadales, Geminigeraceae. Gene Ontology annotation, biological process: stress response to copper ion; stress response to cadmium ion. Gene Ontology annotation, molecular function: zinc ion binding; cobalt ion binding; copper ion binding. The record is from RefSeq and is a predicted model, not a curated record. The coding region runs from base 1 to 1455 and encodes 484 amino acids.
AUGGGCCGCCUGCUGUGCCUCCUCCUCCUCGCCAGCGUCGUGCUCUUCAGCGGCACGACAGGCGCGCGAGGAGGAGACCUUGACGGAGACCACGGGCGAGCAUGCGAUGGCGAGACGUGCAAGAGCUUUGGCGCAGGGCACGAUGAUCAGGUGAAACGGCAGCUACAAGGAGAUCUUGAAGUGCAACAGGCAGAGGCGAGGGAGGAUGAGAAUGAGGAACCCACGUUGGUCCAGCUGCAGCGGGAGAAGGAGGAGGCGGUGGCGGGGAGAAGAUACGAGGAGGCGGCUCGACUUCGAGACGAGAUCAAGAGGCUGGAAGACAUCCUGGCGCGGAGAGGCAGAGGAGGAGGAGGAGGAGGAAUGUUCGGAGGACAUGAUGGAGGAAGACGUAGCGGAGGAGAAGGGAAGGGAGCAGAAGACGCAGGCAAAGUCGCCGAGCAACAGGGUCAGACAAGUCGAGAGGCGACGAGGGAGGUGCAGGAGAAGCUGGAGGAGCUGCGGCAGGCUAAGGAGGAGCCGGUGGCGGGGAGAAGAUACGAGGAGGCGGCUCGACUGCGAGACGAGAUCAAGAGGCUGGAGGAGGAGGCGGGAAGAGAAGGAGGAGGAGGAGGAAGAAGUGGAGAAGGAGAUAAUGAUAGAGGAGGAGCAGGAAAAGCACACGCACUGAAGUCAGGAGGAACAAGAGUUGAGGGAGGGCGCAUUCCAGAGGUCGAACAAAUGAAGCUGGAGGAGUUACAGCGGGAGAAGGAGGAGGCGGUGGCGGGGAGAAGAUACGAGGAGGCGGCUCGACUUCGAGACGAGAUCAAGAGGCUGGAAGACAUCCUGGCGCGGAGAGGCAGAGGAGGAGGAGGAGGAGCUGCAGCUGCAGGAGCAGAGAUGAACGGUGGAGCUCUGGGUAGUGGCAGCAAAGGGAAGGGAGCAGAAGACGCAGGCAAAGUCGCCGAGCAACAGGGUCAGACAAGUCGAGAGGCGAUGAGGGAGGUGCAGGAGAAGCUGGAGGAGCUGCGGCAGGCUAAGGAGGAGGCGGUGGCGGGGAGAAGAUACGAGGAGGCGGCUCGACUGCGAGACGAGAUCAAGAGGCUGGAGGAGGAGGCGGGAAGAGAAGGAGGAGGAGGAGGAAGUGGAGGAGGAGGAGGAAGUGGAGGACGCGAAAGAGGAAGAGGAAGAGCAGCAGGAGGAGAAGGGAGCAGUUCCAAGCAGAAUGGUGCAAUGAAAGACGAGCAGGAGGCGCAGGAUGUUCAGUCCAAGGAAUCAGCCGGUACAUCUGAAGAUGACCUCGUCCUUGCCAUAUGCUCUACGAUGAAGAACCCUUCCAAGGAUGUACUGCAGUCGUGGCUAUCCUACCAUUUUAGCAUCGGCUUCUCACUCGUCCUACUGUUCCUUGACGACCCGUCGGACGAUCUGUCCGCUGCCACCUCUGAGAUGGUGGCGAAGCAGUUUGGGGCGAAGUUUUGA